GUUAGCGAUAAGGAACCAGAACUUCUUUCUGCAACCACCACGCUAAGAAUGCGGCCCUUUCUUCUCUUUAUCCUUUAUGGUUUAGCCAUUGGCAUUGCCGCUGCUGCACCUUACGAGAUCCCACCGAACUGCAAGUCCCUCGAGUGCCCUUCAUAUGAUGUUGUGGACAGUCAGAAUGAGUUUGAGAUAAGGCACUACAGGAGCCCCGUGUGGAUGUCUACCCAACCUAUAAGGACUACCUCCUACACCGUAGGGUCCAACGAAGGUUUCACCACACUCUUUUCCUACAUUCAAGGGAACAAUCAAGACAAUGCUAGAAUAGAGAUGACGGCCCCUGUUCUGGUUGAUGUUUCUCCAUCCUCCUACGUGGUGAGCUUCUACGUCCCUCAGAAGUUCCAGGCUAGACCGCCAUUGUCUGCUGAAGCCCAUGCUGUGAGAUGGCCGGGAAGCCGUUAUGCCGCCGUUCGGCGAUUCGGAGGCUUCAUGAACGAUGCGAACAUUGCCGUUGAAGCAGAUGCAUUGAAGAAGGGCCUACAGGGCACCCGGUGGGCGUUUGUUGCUCCUGGGAGCCCCGCAACUUACACAGUUGCUGGGUAUAACUCUCCUUUUGAGUUUGACAACAGAGUCAAUGAAGUGAUGUUUAUAUUUGAGCGCGAGUAAUGAUAAAUUGAGCAGCUAAAUUCUAGCUUGCUACGCGUUUACUAGUUCAGUAUAUGGUCUGAAAGUCAGAUGUGUAAAGGUCUGGUGUCUACCAUGCCAAAGUAGUUUUUGUCGUGUCUCUUCUUUUCCACUAAUGUACUUCCAUGUUCUUAGGCAUUUUAUCAAUCCAUAAUUUCAUAAGAUGUA
Molecule: messenger RNA, 846 nt
Organism: Nymphaea colorata (pocket water lily)
Lineage: Eukaryota; Viridiplantae; Streptophyta; Magnoliopsida; Nymphaeales; Nymphaeaceae
Exons: 2
Coding region: 49-660 (203 amino acids)
Source: RefSeq, a predicted model, not a curated record